Messenger RNA from Argiope bruennichi, 994 nucleotides. Its product is annotated as rhodopsin-like. Gene Ontology annotation, molecular function: G protein-coupled receptor activity. The transcript has 4 exons. Gene Ontology annotation, biological process: G protein-coupled receptor signaling pathway. The record is from RefSeq and is a predicted model, not a curated record. Gene Ontology annotation, cellular component: photoreceptor outer segment; membrane. The coding region runs from base 73 to 819 and encodes 248 amino acids. Lineage: Eukaryota; Metazoa; Arthropoda; Arachnida; Araneae; Araneidae.
AGGUGCUUCUGGAAAUAAGAUUUCGGUUUACAGAAUAAAACCACGCUGGAUGAACGACAGUCUUUAUUUGGAAUGAUUUCUGGUAUGACAGCCAUUGGUACUCUAGCCGCCAUCGCCAUCGACCGCUACAUCAUUAUAUCCCGUUCGUUCCAUGGUCAGAAUCUAACAGGUGUCUCUGCGUCAGUCACGAUCGCCCUCAUCUGGGUGUACUCCCUGUCACAAGCUGUGCCACCGCUAUUCGGCUGGAACAGAUACGUUGUAGAACACCCCGGCAUCGCAUGUUCUUUGGACUGGCAGACUCCAGACGUAACACAUACGUCCUUCAUAGUUUAUAUAUUCGUCCUUGGGUACGUCUUGCCUGUUCUUAUCAUGAGCUUCUGUUACUGGAAAGUGAUAUGGAUUAUCAAGCGCUCCCCCAAGCCAACCGGUCGCAGCUCUACAGCGAAAGCCGAGCAGAAAGUCACCAUCAUGGCCACCAUGAUGCUGGUAUGCACCCUCGCAGCCUGGACACCAUACGCCGUCGUCUCUCUCAUGGUCUCCCUAGGAUAUGACCACCUGCUGGGACCAGUUUCAUCUGUCUGUCCAGCCAUUUUUGCCAAGACCAGCGUAGUUUACAACCCCAUCGUCUACUUCUUCUUCAAUACACAAAUACGUGAAGCUAUAUUGGCGAAAAUUCCAAAGAGAUUCAAAAGGAGAAGCACCGAAUCAGGUGCCGAAAUCAGCCUGGAGACAAAAAGAGGCCUCACCAUCGUCAACACUGUGAUAUCGAACCAUGUGAUGGCCAACUGCAACGAGAGCGCCACCACUCUCAAUCUUUGAAAACAUGAAUUGCAACGCACAACGCUAAUAGCAAUGGAGAUUUUUUGAGAACUUAUGAUGUAUUUAUUCAUAAAUCUCAGACAAGAAUUAUUUGAGUACAUGUACUUAAAUUUUAAUUUUUAACCUUCUUCAAGGACUUACUUGAGAAUAUCGGUAUAUUUUGCAUCGAUGUGGU